GUUUAUUUAGAAAGCAGAAGCAGACCGUUUCCGCGGUUCUCUGUAAGGAACUAACAAAUUCCUACAAAAGCAGCCCACUGCAGGUUCCUCCUUCUUCCGCUAGUGGAUAUUAUUAUAGUGACAUUGGUGCUAUAGGAAGGGUUAGUGCAGACCGGAGGAUCAGGAGAUAGCAUCACACAGGGCAGAAAGUGAGGAUACUGGUCAUCUCCAUCCUGGACAGUGAUGAUCACAUAAAUGGAGUGGCUGGAGCUGCUUUGGAAAAAUGUCCUGCGUCCUGUCAGUGUGACUGGGAUAUUCAGAGCGUGGCAUGUUUUGGAUCAGACGUGAUGCCGAGGUUCCCCCUCAGCACUCAGGAGCUGUGGCUUCUGGAGACAAAACUCGUAUUUGUACCCCAGGAUGCUUUUGCUCAUCUGCUCAACAUCUCUCACAUUUACAUAUCCAAUGACAACUCUUUAGAAUAUCUAGAGAGACAUUCUUUCUACAAUUUGCCCAGAGUCAGGCACAUACAGCUCACCAGCAUAAAAACAUUAGACUUUAUUGACUGUGAAGCAUUCAAGAAUCUGCCAAAUCUGAAGUACCUUGGGAUCAUCAAUACUGGUAUCAGAACAUUCCCCGAGUUGCAACAUAUCCAUUCAUUUCAAGACGAUUUUGUUUUGGAGAUUGUCGAGAAUGCCCUUGUUAAAGUUAUGCCUGCUAAUGCUCUGAGUGGAAUCUCAGCGAGUCUUAUUGUAAUGCUCCAUAGUAACGGCUUAAGAGAGAUCCAGCGCUUUGCAUUCAAUGGGAGUUGUCUCGAAGAAGUGUAUCUCCAGAGGAAUAUGUAUAUGGACCAAAUAGACAAGUUUGCUUUUCAUGGAGUGAAUUGUGGCCCAACUCAUAUAGACAUUUCAGAAACUAAAGUGCAGUCCCUGCCUUCAAUAGGUAUGGAAGCCAUUGAAAAGCUUCAGGCUAAAAACACUUGGACUCUCAAAGUGCUCCCUCCACUUAGGACCUUCAUCCAUUUACAACAUGCUGAAUUGACCUACCCAAGUCAUUGUUGUGGUCUAAAAAUGUUGAAGAGAUGGAGGGGACUCGCAGAGAUGACUAUUUGCAACCUUUCAAAGAGCACACUGACGAAGCCUCGAGACUCCUCCUCCCCUCUGUUAGAGAGCUACGACUUUGAUGACCUACAAUCAGCACAUAUGUCCAAUGUUCCUGUUUGUUCAGAUGUGGACUAUGAGGACAAGGCUCUUUUUCAUGUGGAAUUCCCUACAGAAAGCCCUUCUGAGGGUUUUAACUUUGCUUUGUGUAACAGUGUUGGUGCUGAUACUGAGCUUGUGUGCUCGCCUGUGCCUGAUCUGUUCAACCCCUGUGAAGACGUGAUCAGCCAAAACUUCCUCCGACCACUGGUCUGGGUGGUCAGUCUUUUGGCCCUCUCUGCCAACCUACUGGUGAUGUUGACUCUUUUGACCAGUCAGCAAAAGUUAACUGUUACUCGUUUUUUAAUGGGCCAACUGGCUUUUGCAGACUUCUGCAUGGGAGUAUACCUACUCCUAAUUGCGUCUGUGGACAUCUACACACAGUCUCAUUAUUACCACUAUGCUAUGGUGUGGCAAAAUGGAGCUGGCUGUAGUCUUGCAGGAACACUAUCGGUGUUUGCUUGUGAGCUUUCUGUCUAUACUCUAACUUUAAUCAGUAUUCAGAGGUGGUAUGCCAUAUUCAAUGCUAUGAGGCUGGACAAUAAAAUGCGUCUACGCCAUGCAGUAGUAUUGAUGGUCAUAGGCUGGGCACUAUGUGGGACUGUGGCCCUGCUGCCUGUGGUUGGUGUGAGCAGUUACCAAAAGGUGAGCGUUUGUUUACCCAUGGACACUGGGAGCACUGCUGCACGGGCCUAUGUGGUCGUUGUGCUCAUGAUGAAUGUCACUUCUUUCCUGGUAGUUUGUUUAUGUUACCUCCACAUCUAUUGUAUGGUGCAUAAUCCCCAACACCAGUCCAGUAAAUAUGACACCGGUAUGGCAAAACGCAUGGCCAUCCUCAUUUUCACAAACUUUUUGUGUCUGGUGCCAAUCUGCUUCUAUGGUUUGUCUGCAGCCCUGCAUCAGCCACUCCUUACUAUCACUGACUCCAAGGUGCUACUUGUGCUUUUCUAUCCUCUCAAUUCGUGCACACAUCCCUUUUUCUAUGCCAUUCUGACCAAGGGCUUUCACCAAGACAUCUUGAUGCUGCUGAAUAGGAUGGGGCUGUGCCAGAAACGGGCUCAUCUUUACCGAAGCCAGCUUCUUCAUCUUGGCAACAAUCCAACAAUAAUUUUACAAAAACUGAAGGUACAGGAGUCAGCUGACUAUAAGCAGUCUGUAUCCCAGAGCCAUAGCUUUGUGCUGUCCUGACAUUUUAAACCAAGUUGCUCUUGUGAAUGAGUAUUUUUUAAUUAAAAUUUGUCUUUACCGUU
Messenger RNA from Boleophthalmus pectinirostris (great blue-spotted mudskipper), 2425 nucleotides. RefSeq names its product thyrotropin receptor-like. NCBI's taxonomy places the organism in Eukaryota, Metazoa, Chordata, Actinopteri, Gobiiformes, Gobiidae. Gene Ontology annotation, cellular component: membrane. The transcript is spliced from 14 exons. The coding region runs from base 327 to 2363 and encodes 678 amino acids. Gene Ontology annotation, molecular function: thyroid-stimulating hormone receptor activity. The record is from RefSeq and is a predicted model, not a curated record. Gene Ontology annotation, biological process: G protein-coupled receptor signaling pathway.